AUGGGCAUGCGCGUUCGUUGUAAGUGGCCAUGUUCACACUGUGAAGUUCCAUGGUAUAGUGGCAAAUGUCCCUUAUUGUGCCUUGACAAUUCGGGUAAUCCCAUCACAGAAGAUCAAAGACAAGCCUCAUCAUCCCUGGGUUUACCUGGCCUUGGUGAAGUCUGUAGUCAUGUUGCAGCCUUAUUAAUGAAAAUGGAGAUGGGGGUGAAGCUUGGGUUGACUAAACAGUCUUCAGUGAGCCAGGCAUGCAAGUGGAACAGAUCAUUUAGGAAGGAGCUGCACCCAAUGACCAUCAGUGAUCUUCAGGAUAAAAUUAAGGGCAGGAGAAGUAAACGGAUCAUGUCUGUAAUUGCCUCAGGGAAGGACAAUCUACCUCCUGUCAGUGAUCUUUUGGCCCUGAAUGAUGUAUUUCCUGAUGCUGUGUUUUUCUCUACAAUUCCUCGCCUUGAUCCUGAAGACACAGACUCAGCCUCUGAAAGGGAUGAAGGAUAUUGUGAUACAUUACAGCCUCUCAGAUCACUACAUGAAAUGUGUAAAGGAAUGGAGAUAACUGAAGAGUCAUUAGAAACAAUUUGGUCAGCCUACAACAGUAGCAAGCAAAAAGUUAUGGAUCUUCAUGAAAAAACUAAAGGUCAGGCAGAGUGUAAUUUGUGGUUUGAGCACAGAAAGGGAAGAAUAACAGGAACAAAAGCUCAUAGUGUGUUCACAAUAAGGGACAUAACUACCCCUAAAAAUUUAGUCUGGCGAAUUACUUGAAGUAAAUGUUAUUACUUGUCAAAAAAGCAUGCAGUCAAAUUGGGUCGAGAUAAUGAAGAUAAAGCCAGAAAAAAAUAUCUUGAAAUCAAAAAGAAUGACCACCAACAGUUCCAUGUAAAACCCAGUGGGUUACUUGUGAAUCACAGACACCCAUUUU
Molecule: messenger RNA, 913 nt
Organism: Liolophura sinensis
Lineage: Eukaryota; Metazoa; Mollusca; Polyplacophora; Chitonida; Chitonidae
Exons: 4
Coding region: 1-756 (251 amino acids)
Source: RefSeq, a predicted model, not a curated record